CCUUCGUACAAGUGGGAUCUCUUUCUGAGGCUUCCCCUCUCCCUCCGUGUCCUUGUCCCUCUGCUCUUCCUUUUUCUGACUCCCUCGCGUUCCCCUGGCAUCGUGCUGCGCUAGCUUUCUUUCCCUUGUUUUCUUCUUGUGUUGCGACGAAGAAUCUAGCCGGAAUUUGAAGCGCCCGGCGGGAAAGGGAGAGAGGGAAUGGAGAAGGCUUAUCUGAGCAAGUUUGUGGCGGAGACCGAUUGGUACAACGACAUUGUGCUGGGGACGCUCCUUCCAGGAGACGCGUGGAGGGGUCUCCCUCAUGUCGCUCAGGGGUGGCUCCGGAACUACAUUGCCGGUGUUCUCCUGUAUUUGAUCUCCGGCGGUCUUUGGAGCAUCUACAUCUACUACUUGAAGCGCCACGUCUACUUCCCCGAUGGUUCAAUGCCCACACAAGAAUCCGUUUUAAAGCAAAUAUGGGUCACUAUGAAGGCUAUGCCGUUGUACACUGCCUUACCCACGUUUUCGGAGUACCUGAUUGAACAUGGCUGGACUAAGUGCUUUUCAGGAAUAGAUGAAAUUGGUUGGCCUAUGUACAUUUUCUACUUGACUAUUUAUCUGGUUUUUGUGGAGUUCGGCAUUUACUGGAUGCACAGGGAACUGCAUGACAUAAAGCCUCUGUACAAGUAUUUACAUGCAACUCAUCACAUCUACAACAAGCAGAACACACUUUCCCCAUUUGCAGGAUUGGCAUUCCAUCCUAUAGAUGGCAUACUGCAGGCGAUCCCCCAUGUUUUUGCCCUCUUCCUUGUGCCAACGCAUUUCUUUACGCACGUGCUUCUCCUCUUCUGUGAGGCAGUGUGGACGGCUAACAUUCAUGACUGUAUUCAUGGGAAAGUGUGGCCUGUCAUGGGUGCUGGAUAUCAUACGAUUCAUCACACCACAUACAGACAUAACUACGGUCACUACACCAUCUUCAUGGAUAGGCUGUUCGGUACGCUCUAUGAACCUGAACUGGAUGAGAAAAAAGCCUCCUGAGCACUUGAGCGUCGUUCAUCAUCUCUCUCUCUCUCUCUCUCUUUCUUUCUCUGUUGCUGUUUUUGUGUGCUAAUGUAAUAUGUGCGCUUUUUGGCUGGUGACUGCUGCUGAGUACCAAUCAUUUUGGUGGAGAUAAUCAUAGUGUGUUCUUGUUA
Molecule: messenger RNA, 1172 nt
Organism: Nymphaea colorata (pocket water lily)
Lineage: Eukaryota; Viridiplantae; Streptophyta; Magnoliopsida; Nymphaeales; Nymphaeaceae
Product: delta(7)-sterol-C5(6)-desaturase 1-like
Exons: 3
Coding region: 199-1017 (272 amino acids)
Biological process (GO): lipid biosynthetic process
Molecular function (GO): iron ion binding; oxidoreductase activity
Source: RefSeq, a predicted model, not a curated record